AUGUCUGAUCGUGCCCAGAGCCCCAGCGGCAGCGAUGCCGGCUCUGACUCUCAGGGGUCCAGCUCCUGGGUCGUCAAGACAUUCUCUCGUGUCCCCAGUCCCGGCGCUGUCGGCCAGCCCGGUCCCGCCGUGCAUUAUUAUGGCGGUCUCGAUGGCGAGGCCGAAUCUUUCGUCUCUGACGAAGACGAGGACAGCAUGGUCAAGGGGCGCAAUUCUGACCUUGGGCUCGAGAUGCUGAUGGGAGCUCUCACUGUCGGAAACGGCAAUAACCCGGUGGAUGACUCCACCCUUUUGACGGGAAUGGAGGAUUCACCGGACCCAGCCCUUGAUGGCUUUUUUGAGGAUCUCUUCAAUAAUGAGGAGAAUGUUCAAGUAGCCGAGCUUCCCCAGGUCCCUGCGAACAACGAGGAGAAUGUUCAAAAUGCAGCGGUUCCAAAGCUCUCGGACGAUGAGGAGAACGUUCGGGAUGCCGCGGAUUCAUUUGGCCUGGGACUCGAGCUUGGAUUUAAUCCCGACCUCGCCAUGAACAUCGCCGCUAACCUCGACUUCAACUUUGCUCCCAACGUCGAACUCGCGGCUCCGGAGCUGGGGCGGCCAGCCCUCACGGUCCCCCCCCUUUUCCAGUUUACCACGGCCCGCUUCGCACUUAUUGAUCCCAGCGAAGGGGAGUCGGAGGAAUCUGAGGAAUCUGAGGAAGAGUCUGAGAGCGAGGAAGAGUCCGAGAGUGACGAAGAGGCGGAGAUGCAGGACAGCCCCGGGAACACGAGCUUCGAUUCGCUCUUCGGCGACAGCGAAAGAUCGGCUUCAAUGAGUUCCCGGAGGCAUAAGAAGAUGGAGCGACGGGUGCGAGAGUAUCUCCGCCGCAAGAGUUCUCAAACCCCCUCCCAGCCAUUGCCUCCCCUUCUCCCGCCACUGGGUCCCAAGUCUCUCAGGAGGCCGCGAAGCCAACGACCUGUCCAACACUUUAUUAUUCGUAAGAAGCCUGCGCAGCAGCAGAAGCAGCAGCAGCAGCAAACCGUCGCCAAGCCAGACUCGCAGGCCAUGGAAGUCGACGCUCGUCGAGGACCAAGCCAGAGCGGCGCAGAGGCCCAAGCAGCCGCUUCCCUUCUGUUGCCAACCUCGCCACGAGGUCCGAUUGACACCGGCAAUGUAUUCGCUCCUCUCGAGCAGCCGAUUGUCUCGCGACCCGGCCUUAACCAGCGACCCGCCACAUCGCGACCCCAAAUUAACCAGGCGCAGACGCAGAGGCAAUCGCUUCCGCUCUUGCUGCCAACAAUGCCGGAAGGGCCAAUUGACACUGGUAACGUCCCUACUCCUGCUCCUGCCCCCGUCGAGCAGCCAAGUGUCUCGCGGCCCGACCCCUUAACGAGCGGCCAAUUGCCAGCUCCCGCGGCGUCUUCUUCUUCGAAUGUCCAGAACCGGCCCAAGCUGCAGCCAAAGUCGAUUCUGAAGAAGACGUCCGCUUAUGCAAGUGCCACGCCCGACCCCAGGGCGGUGGAACUCAUGAUGGAAGACCUGUUUGGCAACCAGCGUCGACCGCCUAUUGUCCCUGCCCAGCAACCCGUUCUUCCUGCUCAAGAGCCCGUUGUCACUGCUCAAGAGCCCCCUCUUCCUUCUCAGGAGCUCGUUCUUUAUGCUCCAGAGCCCAUUGCCCCUGCUCAAGAGCCCAUUUUCACUGCUCAAGAGCCUGUUGUCCCUGCUCAGGAGCUCGUUCUGUAUGCUCCAGAGCCCAUUGCCCCUGCUCAAGAGCUCGUUCUUCCUGCUCAAGAGCUUGUUCCUGCUCAAGAGCCUGUUGCUGCUCAAGAGCCUGUUGUCCCUGCUCAGGAGCUCGUUCUUUAUGCUCCAGAGCCAAUUGCCCCUGCUCAAGAGCUCGUUCUUCCCGCUCCAGAGCCCAUUGCCCCUGCUCAAGAGCUCGUUCUUCCUGCUCAAGAGCCUGUUGCUGCUCAAGAGCCUGUUGUCCCUGCUCAAGAGCCCAUUGCCCCUACUCAAGAACCCGUUGUUCCUGUUCAGCAGCCCGUUCUUCCUGUUCAGCAGCCCGUUCUUCCUGCUCAGCAGCCGACGCAGCAGCAGCAACAACAACUUCCGCCUCGCCCCGCGGCGCAGGUCAAUCCCAUCGUCAACCAGGGCGUGAGAGCUCAAGUUCCUGCUCAAGAGCCCGUUCGUCCCGCGCAGCAGCCUGCUAGCGCUGGGGUAAGUAAUGUCGAGGCCGAACUUCCCAUGUCCAUGGAGUUCGAGCUUGGGCCUCAGCCAGCUGCUCCGUCGCCCACUGCUGGUGCCCAGCGUCCCACUCAAACUCAGGCGCAGACUUAUCUUGAGAACAUGCGGAGGCAACUAGUUCGGGAGAGGCAAGAACAACAACGAUUGCUUCAGGAGCAGAAGGAGGAGAAGCGACAGCAGGAGCAGGAGAAGCAGCAGCAGCAGCAGCAGCAGCAGCUUCGCAGGGCGCCCAGGUCCUUCGUCAUGCAAUACGUUGGCCCACCGCCUGCACCCGGAGCGACUCCCAUUGCCUCCAACCUUGCCUCCUCCAACGCCAUUCCCGGGCUAGAUAUGCUUGGCGGCGAUGUUACGAUGGGUGAAGCCGUCCCGCAAUUAACAGCGCCGAACCCUUUCCAUGCGAAUAACAACGUCGUCGCGCAGCCAGCGACCCAAGAAGACGUUAACAUGGAAGGCAGCGCUCCCCAAGGACUUGCUCAAUUCCAACCUCGCAGCGUCCAGCCAUUCCGAGGAGAGCAGCCGGGCGCCCAGCAAGGUAAUGUUCCCCGCAGGAACGCCGCGGUGCCAUUUACCAUGCAGCAGUUUACUGUUCCUCAAUCGAGCCUACCGCUCCCGGUAACUUCCAACGUCGAUACCGACGUGGUCAUGCACGGCAACGCCACUCAGGUAGCUCCCCAAUUCCCGAACCGCAACGUCGAGCGUCCUCGAGCACCCGCCAAGGAACUCCCCAACCUCAGAACCGCGGGCCUCGUGGCGAGCAGCCGGGCUUGCAGCAAGGCGUCCCGCCGGCGCCGACUUUACGGGGACGUCGUGAUGGGAGCCGAUCAUAGCCAGCAAGGACAAAGGCAGGCUGCCCCCAGACGUGACAUUUCUCAGGCGUUUUUGCCCACGUUCAACGUCGUCAAUUGGAACAGCGCUCCUCGCCCCAACACUACCUACGUUGGAACCGCCCGAGGCGAGCAGCCAAGUUACGAUCCCUCGCGGGCGAGCGUUCCGAGACGUGCUCCUGCCCAAGCUCCUGUGUCCCAGGUAAACGUCAUCAAUUGGAACAGCGCUCCUCGCCCCAAUAACACUUACGUCGGAACCGCCCGAGGCGAGCAGCCAAGCUUCGAUCCCUCGCGAGCGGGCGUUCCCAGACGAACUGUGGCGGCGCCGUUCAUCAUGCAAUCUCAGCUGCCUCCAACUCCUGUGUCUAUCCCAGGGCUGAUGGCAAUCGACCCACAGCCCGUCGUGCAGUUCCAGAACAACUUUAACUUUGCGAGGACCUCCGAGCCCGAGGGAUUCGACUCUGAAAUGGGCGGUCUCUACGACGAAGAGUUCGAGAACUUGACCGCGGAGCUGUCCCAGCUAAGUAUCAUCGAAGAAGAUCCCCCGAGGUCGUCAUGGCGGACGCCUUCGCGGCGCCCGAGCUGGUAA
Parascedosporium putredinis is the source of this 3630-nucleotide messenger RNA. NCBI's taxonomy places the organism in Eukaryota, Fungi, Ascomycota, Sordariomycetes, Microascales, Microascaceae. The record is from the annotation of a GenBank genome assembly.